AUGGCACCCAUUCAAGCUUCAGUGGACCUAUUCAAAUCAGAGUGUCUGGUCUACCGAGCCCCAGAGGACACCCCAGAGGAUAAAGAAUUCAUCCAUUCUUCUAUUCUCAAUGACCAAACCAUCCAAGGAAUGAGCACUUUGCGUCUCAGUCGCCCGACAAACAAAAAUGCAGCAGACGAGUUCAUCAAAACACUACAAGGAUUCGUUCUCGGGGUACUUAUUUGUCUGCCUGUUACGUCUGAAGACAAUACCACAUCUGAGACCCCGUCAAAUCGAUCCAUCAAGACAAUUCCAAUUGGCCAUGUGAACAUAUCCAAUAGAUUCGGUCCAGAUACUUCCCACCACCGGAACGCAAUGCUGGGAAUAUCUUUUGCAGAGGGAUACCGAGGUCAAGGCUACGGGGCAGAAGCAAUCAACUGGGCGCUUGACUGGGCUUUUCAGUAUGGUGGAUUCCACAGAAUCUGUCUCGGGGCUUUCUCUUUCAACACCAAUGCUUUGAAGCUUUACAGGAAAGUUGGCUUUAGGGAGGAAGGUCGAGAGCGGGAGUCUGUGUUUAGACUUCGGAAAUGGCAUGAUGUUAUUGUUAUGGCUAUGUUGGAGCAUGAGUGGGAAGCAUUGAGAUCGAAUGUUUCGGAGAAUUAG
Penicillium salamii is the source of this 642-nucleotide messenger RNA. Lineage: Eukaryota; Fungi; Ascomycota; Eurotiomycetes; Eurotiales; Aspergillaceae. The record is from the annotation of a GenBank genome assembly.